AUGAAGGCUAAUUUAUUUUCUCACCCACUGUUUAUUCUAUUUAUCACUGUCAUACUACAAAAGUAUGCGACUGCCGCACCUUCCAGAUAUAGCGAGUUUUUUAAUGAAAGAACUUUGAUAGACAUUGACGUUUCAGGGUCACCCCCAAAUAGGAUUAAGGUUACGCCAUCUAUGGACUUUCCAGGUGGUCUCCACUAUACCAUCCAAAGUAAUUCCAGGCAUACUCAUUGUAUUGGCACUGUAACCGACUUGGGUUGCGUUGUCUUGGAGGGGGACAAAAAAAUAACCAGUAGAAAUAUACUUAUAGUACCAAAGGAAGAUGACGCAAUGUACGUGAGAGUCAUAAGUAUAAAAAAGAAUAAAAAAGGCGGAUCUAUCGCAAGAGUUAGAGAGUUCUUUAGGAAGAAGGAAAACUUGGCCUACAUUGAGAUAUUCAGAGAAUAUAUAGAAUUGAAUGCCAUGGAGCAAGAGUGUAGUCAGUACAUUAAUGCGAGAAUAUUAUUCGAAUAUUGGGAUCAUUCAAUGACUCCAGAAGAUUUGUACAUUUUACCAGUAAAAUACUCCGUUAAACCUGAAUUUGACCUAAAGGUAACUAUUGGUAUGGUCCGUUUUGGUGAAUAUAUUGUUGAUGAUAGAGUUGAUGGACUGCUUAACAGGGAAGUAAUAUGGGAAGGCGGAUUGGAUCAUCCCCGCAUUAGAGUUUUAUCGCAGUACGCAAAUGGAAUGGAGUUUGACAGAGUUUACACGUUUUCUAGCGAACUAAACAAGUUUGUGUCACGCUCUACAAAGAGAAAAUCCUUGACUCUGAGGGAAUAG
Messenger RNA from Theileria equi strain WA, 816 nucleotides. RefSeq names its product signal peptide-containing protein. The coding region runs from base 1 to 816 and encodes 271 amino acids. NCBI's taxonomy places the organism in Eukaryota, Apicomplexa, Aconoidasida, Piroplasmida, Theileriidae. The transcript has a single exon. The record is from RefSeq and is a predicted model, not a curated record.